UACAAAAAUCUUCAUUGCAGGUUGGACUAUGUGCCCAGAGCUUUUCAAAGUUGCUGCUUUCCCCUCGCAGGUGUUUGCUGUUCGAUCUGGCGGAGCUACUGGGGUGGUCGUUAAAGGCCCAGAUGACAGGAAUCCCAUCUCAUUUAGGAUGGAGGACAAAGGAGAAGUGAAGUGCAUUAAGUUUUCCUUAGAAAAUAAGAUCCUGGCUGUUCAGAGGACCUCAAAGACCGUGGAUUUUUCUAAUUUCAUCCCAGAUAGCUCUCAGCUGGAGUACACGCAGGAGUGCAAGACCAAAAAUGCUAACAUACUAGGAUUCUGCUGGACCAGUUCUACUGAAAUUGUCUUCAUAACAGAUCAAGGAAUUGAAUUUUACCAGGUCUUACCAGAGAAGCGGAGCCUGAAACUCCUAAAGAGCCAGAACAUCAACGUGAACUGGUACCUGUACUGUCCUGAGAGCGCCGUCGUCCUGCUGUCUACCACGGUGCUCGGGAAUGUGCUGCAGCCCUUCUAUUUCCGGGCUGGCACUAUGUCGAAGCUGCCCAAGUUUGAGAUCGAAUUACCAGCUGCACCGAAGUCCACUAAACUGAACCUUUCCGAGAGAGACAUUGCCAUGGCGACAAUAUACGGGCAGCUGUACGUGCUCUUCCUGAGGCACCACUCGCGGACGUCCAACAGCACGGGAGCGGAAGUUGUCCUCUACCACCUGCCACGAGAAGGUGCCUGCAAAAAGAUGCACAUACUGAAGUUAAGCCGGACGGGGAAGUUCGCCCUCAACGUGGUGGACAACCUGGUGGUCGUGCAUCACCAGGACACAGAGACGUCGGUGAUAUUUGACAUCAGGCUAAGGGGAGAGUUCGAUGGCACCGUCACCCUCCAUCACCCGGUGCUUCCCGCCCGAUCGAUUCACCCCUAUCAGAUCCCCGCGGCAGGUCCUGCUCCCGUGACCAGCCAGUCCCCCGUCCCGUGUAAACUCUAUUCUUCGUCCUGGAUCGUCUUUCAACCUGACAUCAUCAUCAGUGCGAGCCAAGGUUACCUCUGGAACCUCCAAGUGAAACUUCAGCCCAUAGUAAACCUCUUGCCAGAUAAAGGAAGACUCAUGGACUUUCUCCUCCAGAGAAAGGAAUGCAAGAUGGUCAUCCUGUCUGUCUGCUCGCAGAUGCUGACCGAGUCAGACAGAGCAACGCUGCCGGUGAUAGCCACUGUUUUUGACAAACUCAAUCAGGAGUAUAAGAAGUACCUGGACGCUGAGCAGAACUACACGAUGGCAAUGGAGGCCGGGCAGAGCCGGAGCAGCCCGCUCCUCAGGAGGCCAGUGCGGACCCAGGCAGUGGUCGACCAGUCGGACAUGUACACCCACGUCCUAUCGGCCUUCACAGAAAAGAAGGAGACACCUCAUAAAUUUGUGAUCGCCGUGCUGAUGGAGUACAUCCGCUCUCUGAACCAGUUCCAGAUUGCAGUACAGCAUUACUUACACGAACUCGUCAUCAAGACGCUGGUCCAGCACAACCUCUUCUACAUGCUGCACCAGUUCCUGCAGUACCACGUCCUCAGCGACUCCAAGCCUCUGGCUUGUCUGCUGUUAUCUCUGGAAAGUUUUUAUCCUCCUGCUCAUCAGCUAUCUCUGGACAUGUUGAAGCGACUUUCCACAGCCAAUGAUGAGAUAGUGGAAGUUCUUCUUUCCAAACACCAGGUGUUGGCUGCCUUAAGGUUUAUCCGGGGCAUUGGUGGUCACGACAACAUUUCUGCACGAAAAUUUUUAGAUGCCGCAAAACAGACGGACGACCACAUGCUUUUCUACACUAUAUUCCGGUUUUUUGAACAGCGAAACCAGCGUUUACGAGGGAACCCUAGUUUCACACCAGGAGAACACUGUGAAGAACAUGUUGCUUUUUUCAAACAAGUUUUUGGAGACCAAGCUCUCAUGAGGCCUGCAACGUUCUGAGGUCACUUGCUAGUUUUUUUUAUAUAUAUAUAUAUAAAAACAUGUAUAAAGUUAAUUUAUUGCAUUAAUAAAGCUCUUUAAACUACAAAA
Molecule: messenger RNA, 2032 nt
Organism: Vicugna pacos (alpaca)
Lineage: Eukaryota; Metazoa; Chordata; Mammalia; Artiodactyla; Camelidae
Source: RefSeq, a predicted model, not a curated record